AUGGCCGCCUUCUUGGCCAUCAACGUCGAACCCGAAGAGAACAUCGACGAGGAGGUCGACACAACCAAGGACCUGCAGGUCGAUGAUGCCUUGAAAUUAUUCCAGAAUGCCCUCAAGCUCCACUCGCAGGGCCCGCAGUUCUUCGAUCAAGCCGCCGACGCGUACGACGCCCUUUUCGAGUCCGAGGUGUUUCAAUACCCAGAAAGCAAAACUGAUUUCGAACGGUUCGAGGCAGGCCAGGAUGGGACCUUGGCGAUCGAGCCAGCCUUUGCGCAGGGACUCCCGCCCCUUGGCGCCGACGUUGAUGGUAUUGGUAGCAGCCUUCCCCAGGCGCUCUACUUGUCGCACAAAAACCAUGGCCAAUUCGUCAUUGAUCGCAUCAAAUACCGGGCGAAAAAAUCAUUAGCGCAAAAGGAGGAUCUGCUCAAGGACGCCGAUGUCUUGAAGGAUGCACACCGGGCACUGGAGGACUUCUGCGUUGCUCUGGACCGCGACCCCUCAGAUGCCGAACUCUGGAGGAAAGUCGGCAGGGUCGCCGCAUUUUUGAAGAGCACCCGCGUCAGCCGGUACAGUCUGGAGGCUGCCAUUGAGCUAGACGAUGACCCGGCAGUUGAGGAAAUCGAACCACCCUCUCUAGCCGAGGGUUUUGCCGGCGAACAACUCAAGCAACAGCUUCGAGUUCUUGGUGAUGAGAUGGCAUUGAGUCACCCCAUCAUGAAGCCAUUUGUGGAGGGAGAAAUACCCCCCUAUCUAACUCGAUUCAUGGAUCCAAUGCCGUUCCUACCCAAUCCGACGAAGAAUCUGGCAGCAUCCGAGCCUCAUAAGGGAGACAUUGAAACCCCUCGCAAAGACAUCUCAAUAUCAAACCUAUCGUGGGCUGAGCUGGGCGCUGCUAUUGUGUGCUUUGUCGCCGAAGAAGGGCUUGUCGGCCGCGCCAUCUGGAUCCAUGCGCCGGCCACAGACGAGGACGAAGAGGAUGUUCAGAUGGAGAUCGAUAUGCAACUGCAACUGCAACCCCGGGAGCUCUCCCCUUCCCCGGGUACCCAAGAAGAAGCUGUCAAGACAGAAGAAGCGGCCGUGGAUCAACCGAACGAAGAGGCACUGGCAGAAGAGCCAUCUUCCGCUCCGAUCGACAGCACGCCAACCGAAGAACAAUCAUCUAAAGAGCGUGGAAACUCGGGAGCAACCAGGAAACGAUCGCAGUCUGUGGCAGGUAUUCCGGAUGCCAACGAAGAGGAGACAGCCGAUGUAAAAAGAAGCAAAAGAACCAGGCGGCGGGACACUGCUGCUGAAGAAGCCAUGGACUCGGCCACAUUUCUUGCAACAAAGCUGCAACCUUUGCAAGCCGCCGAUCAAAAUCUAUUCCAGACCACCAAGAACCUUUUGGAGAACGUCGGCGUAACAGACCAAGUGACGUUGGGGAGGAUCGCCGAGGUCCUCGACUCGUGUGCCGCAGACGAUCGAAUGGGUAAGAUCCAGAAUCAGGCCACAGUCGACCUCCGGGAUGCGAUAACGCAUUUCGACCAAGACACCGGGGCGGUUUUGUUAAAUAAACGAGAGCUCCCACAACUCAGCCUUUCUACCUUUCUUGAGCACGCAAAGUCUGGCUCGCAACGCGCUCAAGAGACGCCCGCGUUUGACGACUCUCGAGGGCUCCGCAGUUUCGUGGAGGGCACAAAUCGCAGUUGGCACACGAUACACGACGUCGCUUACAGAUACAUCAAGCUUUUGGGCAGGACGUACAUGGAGCAGAAAUGGAGCGAUCAGUUGAGGACAGCCGUCGUUGAUGUGGUCACCCAGCUUGAUGCUAGCAUUUAUGACGGCUUUCUCCACGACCUCGAGACUAGCCUCAAUGAUGACCACAGAAACGUAACGGAUGAACUUGCCAGCUUUGCUCAGAUGCUCUUUGAGUUGCAUCUCGACAUCUGUGACCACGCCAUGGAUUCCAACAGCGCGACGGACCCGGGCGCUAGAUCAGAAGCAAAGCAUCGGGUAAAUAGAUGGAUGGGACUUGCCGUUGAGCUCACCAGGCAACGUGACCCCAAACCAGGCGACCCCCUUGCGCUUCGCCUUCUGUGGGCAUCAGUGUCCUCAACAACAACGGCAAAUGGCGCGCCACGAGACCAUAUCCUUAAUUGCUGGCACAGCCUUCGUGACUUUCUCGCCGAGUCUACGACGGUUGAACUCACUCUUCCGAACAACUCUACUGUAGCGGAGAUCUCUGCGGCUGCUGCUGAUCGCGAAAUAUCCAAGUUAACCACCAUGGACUUUUUUCUCGGCCUGUUUCAGGAGGACUCCGGGGACCCAGUCUCGGUCAUUGAGAGUCUGGAGCCAGUUCUCAACCCAGAGGCGGUUUACAUCGACAUCUCCCCCACGCCAGAAACAAGUGGUGCCAGCUCCGAUUCUGCAGACGGGAAACAACGCAGGAAGCCCAUCUCGGAGUGUGCCAGCCAAGAACUCAUGGAUCUGUGGAAGUUCUUGAAAAGCAGUAGCACAGAGCUCAGGCUAUUGCUCUGGUCUCGACUAGGUGAAGCCUACGGGAAGUUACAGUACACCACGAAACAGUUUUCAUGUUUUCUCCGAAGUAUCGAGGCUGUUGUCGCUGAUCUUGAGAGCGACGACUACCUCCAAUCACCGGACGAACCGAGGAGGACCCAGUUCAUGAGCCUGCUCAAAGCCCUGGAUGACCUGAUUAUCCAGUCACUACACCUAGCAUUAAACGACAACAGCUCCUUCGACGUCAUUGACGAUGAUCACCUGAGAUCAAGCAUGUCUGCUCUGGCCAAGGUCAGCUGUUUACUCCACGUAGCUGCAAUGUAUGAGGAUGAGACGCGGAUUGGGAUGAAGCCGCCGAUCGCGAACAACUCAGAGCUAAAAGCGUUCUUGAACAAACUUCAAGAGAUGCAGGUACGAGCCUGGUCACUCCAGUACACCAUGCUCAAGGUUGGCGUCAAUCAGCAUGCCGAACUGUUCCCGAAACCCGAGAAUGAUCUAGCCGAUUACCUGGCCGCGGUGCACCAGGUGUUGGGACUCCGCAAAUGCUGCAAGACAUCCAACAAGAUUUUUCUCAAGAUGAUGCGCGUGGAGCUGCUCAAGCAGAGGAACAUUGACAACUGGGAAGACUACCUUGGCCAGGUGCUUUACGACUUGCAUGGUCUAAAGCUUGGCGUCGGCGUCUGGGAGGUACAGGACCACGGCUGUGAGCCCGAAAACUUGGAGAAACGUCAGGCUUUGCAGCUAGUUGAAAAGAUCACCAUGCUUGCAAACCGGAUGUCGAUGAAGGAUCUGCUCAAGUCUGACCUGAAGACAACGAUCGAGCGAAUGCAGCAGGCGAUCGGGUCGGCCAAGUCAAGCCCGCAGAUGGCACACAACCUGCGUAACUACUCAGAAUACCUCAAAGCGCCAAUCCACCCAUUGCAUCUCUACCAGGCGUUGACCGGCAGUGUCGAUCUGGACGCCGUGACCAUCAACACACCAGAGAGCGCCCCGGCCAAGCAAGGGUGGUUCUUCCUCUUGGGCAUGAUUGCCCUCACAAAAUUCAAGGGCGUUGAUCUGAACCGGCGGCAAACACCGGGUGCUACGGACGACCUGCGUAUCGGGGCUACGUUCCUUCGACUCCAGCUCCAGUACACCCCAGAUCGCUGGGACGCCUGGUUUCGUCUGGCGGAGUGCUUCGACUACGAAUUGGAUGAGUCCGUGCUUUGGACCGCCGACAAAAUGAACAAGGAGCGCGCAGAGCUCCUCAAGUUCCAACGGAACGCCAUCCACAGCUACAUCAUGGCUUUGUCCCAUUCGUACGCCUGGGCGUCUGACCCGGCUGCCCUCACAUCCCUGGAGGACGACGAGGAAGCGCUGUACGACAUGUACCAUGAGUUCGGCAUGCGCAUGUACUCGUCCAGCCGCGGGCCGUUUGCUAUGGAGCCCUUCCAGCACGAGGAACAGAAACGGUUCUUCAUCGAAGCCGAAGGUGCCGGAACCUAUAAGAAGAUCCUGCACAACGAGAUGACGGACUAUCAGGUUUGGAAGUUUGCCGCCCACCUGUUCCGCAAGGCCAUGCCCGCGAGACCAAAGGAUUGGAAGAACCCUUACAUGGUGGCCAAGUGCAUCUGGAAGAUGUACCAGAAACCAGUCGAGGAACUCGAUGAGAAGAACCGUCGACACCAUCCCACGGUGAACACGGUAAUUGAUGCCCUUGAGAAGACGAUCGAGGUGGUGUCGCUGUUACCAAAGCCGAGGCACGGCCAGGAUCCGAUUCUCGAGCCCCAUUACAAGAUUGUCUCAGUCGUUCACAAGCUCGUCAAGCGAGGCGACCUUGAUAUCCAAACGGCAGCAAACAUCUUGCAACAGCAGCCGUACGCGCCAGACCGCGGGCAGGAGGUUUCGGUCGAGAACGCCGAGGAGUGGAAGGCCUACGUGAUCCGCUGUCUGCGGUAUCUGCGGGACAAGGACAAAUCGAAUUGGCAGCACCGAAUCAUUGUCCGCCACGCCCACGUCUUGUUUAACGAAGAUCCCAGUACCAAUGAAGAACGCGAGGAGGCCGCCAAGGCCGCCUUCAACGUGCUCCGAGAGAGCAUGUUCACCAAGACAAUGGUCAUGAACGUGUGGAAGUGUGACGCCGAGCGACCCGGACGACAUCACGUCUACACCGAGCAAUACAUCCGGUUUGUCGUCCGCCUUCUCGAUGUCAUGAAAGACCGUGUCAACAUGGAGGCCGUCUUACGCCGCAUCCGCAAAAAGGGCGCCGACUUUUACCACUUCAACGAGCUCUGGCAGUUCUGCGUCGUCACCUACGUCAAGCUUCUCCAGCAGACUUUCGAAGUGCCCCCGGCAGAUGAAGACGCCUUCAAGUCCCUCACUCCUGAUGAGUUCGAUCUCAUUGGCGAAAGGAUCACUGAUUGGUCAACCACGCCCGCGGCCGAGAAUAACGCCGCUCUCACAGCCAUGAAAGAGGCCGUCGAAAUCAAGAAACUCAACUCCAACCUUAUGAAAGCGGGUCCCAUCGACGACCUCAUUACUGACUGUUACUCCACCAUCUAUCUCCAUCUCAAACCCGAUAUGUCAGGGCCCGAGCAACAGCAGCAGCAGCAGCAGCCACUCGGAGCAGUCCCAUCCUCCUCCGACACUACCACCGGACCAAAACCAGACGACCUCAAAUCCAAACUCCUCCACACACUUGUCACCCGCGACCGUGACACCAACGACACAACCCCAUCCGUCCUUGGCUCGCUACGGGCGGGCUCCGAACAGCCCGACCGCGACCGAUCAGAGCGGCACUCGGUCGCCGGCGACCUGCCCGGGAACGCUAGAGGCCGUGCGGGCGCGGGUAUCCGAAGGCCGAAUAUCCUGCGCAAGGCCGAACAAGCCGUGCAGGCCGUGCUACGCGCGGCAGAGGCGGCGCCGCGAUCAGCUGGUGGGGCUGGCGGGAGUCACGGUCCUGGCGGGUCUUCGAACGGGAAUGGUGGAGGGGCUAGUGCGGGUGCUGCGAAGACGGGCAGGACAAGAUCCCGAAUGGGCAGUAUCUCGAGUGCGCGGGCGACGGUGCGUGGUCUUGCGGAGGGGAGCGACGACGAGAGUGGACAUGAUGAUGAAGGGGAGGAUGAGGAUGUUGAGAUGAAGGAUGCGGGCGACGACGACGAAAAUGGGCGCCGUGCGGCUGGGGGUGGUGGUAGCCUUGGUGGUGGUAAGGGCAGGCAAGGGGGCAGUGACGUCUCGAGCCCGCCGGGCAGUGUGCACGACUCGGCGGAUGACGAGAGUGAUCUGAGCGAUGUGCCGGCGGAUUAUGAGGAUGAUGUCCCACCGUCGCUGCUGUUUCCUAAUUUGAGACGGAGUAUGGAUGCUGGGAUUGCGGUUGAUGGAGGUGUUGGGGAUAGCACGGAUGAGGAAGAGGAGGAAGAGGAAGAAGAAGAUGAGAGUGAGAGUGGGGCUGAGCAGGGUCAUCAAGACGAGACGGUGAUUGAGGGUGGAGGUGAACACGAAGAAGGCGAGGAGGAAGAUCACGAAGCUGGGGACGGCGACGGCGACGUUGAGAUGGGGGAUGCCGGCGAUACAGAGGCGGAGCACGAGGACGAGAAGGAGGGUGUGGAAGAAGCGCCUGAGGAACACGAAGGAGACAUAGAUGAAGAAGAGGAGGGUGAAGAGGUGGGCGAAGAGGAGGAAGAAGAAGAAGACGAUGAAGACGAUGAGAGUGGUGACGAGGCGGAGGAGGCUGCUGAAGAGGAUGAGGCAGAGGAUGAGACAGCAGACAUUUCAGUAAGCGGGCCAGCCCUCCAUGCCGCAGAUGACGCCGAGGCGACGGAGGAAGAUGAUGGGGAGGAGGAUGAAGACGACGAUGAAGAGGAAGAAGAGGAGGAGGGGAAUUAG
This is a messenger RNA of Dichotomopilus funicola, 6360 nucleotides long. RefSeq lists its product as uncharacterized. Gene Ontology annotation, molecular function: protein binding; nucleosome binding. Gene Ontology annotation, cellular component: nucleus; HIR complex. The record is from RefSeq and is a predicted model, not a curated record. Gene Ontology annotation, biological process: chromatin organization. The transcript is spliced from 3 exons. Lineage: Eukaryota; Fungi; Ascomycota; Sordariomycetes; Sordariales; Chaetomiaceae. Bases 1 to 6360 code for a protein of 2119 amino acids.